AUGUCUCGCUUGCCGCCAGCCGAAAAGCUUCCCCUCGCACUCCGGAAGAACAUCCGUGAUGAGUGGGAAAGCCAGAAAGAAGAUUUUCAAAAGGAACUCUCUGGUGCUUUAGGCGCCCAGUGGACACUCAAAGACAUCAACCCCAAUGAGCUCUACCCUUACGCAGGAGACGGCUACGCUAAAGCGUCCCUCGGAAGCUGCAUCGCUCAAUACGUCUCUUCCGCAAUCUCCAACCUCAAAUCCUUCACCUCAACCUACGGCGAAGACGGCAAAUCCGAGCUCAACUCCAUCUGCCACGCCCGCUCCCUAAUCAUCGACCUCGAUGACCGCAGCAAAGACGCGCGGGUGUCAUACAGCGGCGUGGUCGUCAAGGACGGCAAGCUCGCGCUCGUCUUCUCCGAGGGAAACCUGGGCACCAACGUCGACUACGCCAUCGACACGCAGGGCCUCCUCAACGCCCUGAACACCGCGCCCCCGGCGCCCGGAUCCGAUGCGGCGAUGAGCUUCGCCGCGCGCACGUCAGUGAGGCAGGAUUACGAUGACAAGAUUGAGGAGACGAGGAAGACGCUGGCGGACAUGCUGGAGAGGCCCGACGUUGUGCUGGUGCCCAACUUUGAGGCAAAUUUCGACAAGAUUCGGGAGGCGGGGAAGAAGAAGGGCAGCGAGGUGAGGAGUGAUUGGGAAGGGAACCUUGGUGCGUUUACGUGGAUGUACUUUGAGGGCUUGGUGUACCAGAUGAGGUAUCAGAAGUUUGGAGACGAUGACAUGUUGAGAGAGGGGUUCAACGAGGCUGUGGAAAAGGGGGAGAUUCACUUCCGGAUCGUGGAUAAAAUGGCAUAUGCGACGUAUGGAGAGGUUGUCCUGGAGGACGGGGCCAUCUAUGUUCAGACCCAAGCGCAUAACUUUGGAACAAAUGUCGAUUACGCUGCAGAGAAGAUCUUGGACCAGCUCUAA
Colletotrichum orchidophilum is the source of this 954-nucleotide messenger RNA. RefSeq lists its product as uncharacterized. Lineage: Eukaryota; Fungi; Ascomycota; Sordariomycetes; Glomerellales; Glomerellaceae. Bases 1 to 954 code for a protein of 317 amino acids. The transcript has 4 exons. The record is from RefSeq and is a predicted model, not a curated record.